Molecule: messenger RNA, 1226 nt
Organism: Trematomus bernacchii (emerald rockcod)
Lineage: Eukaryota; Metazoa; Chordata; Actinopteri; Perciformes; Nototheniidae
Product: vertebrate ancient opsin-like
Exons: 4
Coding region: 1-1218 (405 amino acids)
Biological process (GO): G protein-coupled receptor signaling pathway; visual perception
Cellular component (GO): photoreceptor outer segment; membrane
Molecular function (GO): G protein-coupled receptor activity
Source: RefSeq, a predicted model, not a curated record
AUGAUCGUGUCCAACGUGAGCCUGAGUGGCUGCGCGGGGGCAAACAGCGCGCUGUGUGCCGCGGUCGGGGACGGGCACCAGGGGGGAGGCUCCUACCGGUCCACCCUGAGUCCGACAGGGAACCUGGUGGUGGCUGUGUGCCUGGGCUUCAUCGGCACUUUCGGACUGCUCAACAAUCUGCUGGUGCUCAUUCUCUUCUGCCGCUACAAGAUGCUGCGGUCUCCCAUCAACCUGCUCCUGAUUAACAUUUCCAUCAGCGACCUGCUGGUUUGCGUGCUGGGGACUCCGUUCAGCUUCGCCGCCAGCACGCAGGGAAGGUGGCUCAUAGGGGAAGGAGGAUGCAUGUGGUACGGCUUCGCAAACUCCCUGUUUGGCAUUGUGUCCCUGAUCUCCCUGGCGGUCCUCUCCUAUGAGCGCUACAGCACCAUGGUGGCGCCCACUGAGGCGGACGCCUCCAACUACCGGAAGAUCUCCCAGGGCAUCCUCCUGUCCUGGCUCUACUCCCUCGCCUGGACUCUGCCGCCACUCUUUGGCUGGAGCAAAUAUGGCCCCGAGGGUCCCGGGACCACCUGCUCUGUGGACUGGACAGCCAAGACGGCCAAUAGCAUAUCUUACAUCAUCUGCCUGUUUCUGUUCUGCCUCAUCGCACCCUUCCUGGUGAUCGUCUUCUGCUACGGGAAGCUGCUGUGCGCCAUCAGACAGGUGAGCGGGAUCAACGCAUCGGUAAGAAGGAAGCGUGAGCAGCGCGUGCUGUUCAUGGUGGUCGUCAUGGUGGUCUGCUACCUUUUGUGCUGGCUGCCGUACGGCAUCAUGGCCCUGCUGGCCACCUUCGGGUCGCCGGGCAUGGUCACUCCCGUAGCGAGUAUCAUCCCAUCCAUCUUGGCCAAGACGAGCACCGUCAUCAACCCGGUCAUCUAUGUCUUCAUGAAUAAACAGUUCUACAGAUGUUUCCAAGCCCUGCUGCGAUGUAAGGUUCCUCGACGAGGCUCCAGCGUAAAGAGCUCCUCCAAGGUCGCCACCAAGGCCAUGAGGGGGAUCGCAAUCACUGGUACCCGCCGCACCAAUGACUUCUUGUUUAUGGUGGCUUCCCUGGGCCAUCCGGCGGGCUCCGGGCCCCAACUGGGACCGCUUGUGGAGCCAACCGUUGACAUCACCAAAGCCUCUUCUUCAGACAUCAACAGACAUGUCGAAGUGUCGAUUGCCAGUGAUUGGCUAUAACCACGAAU